AAGACCAUGGUCAAACGAGUUGCAAUUAUUGGAGCUGGUGUGAGUGGCCUCACCUCCAUCAAAUCCUGCUUAGAAGAGGGGCUGGAGCCCACCUGCUUUGAAAGGAGUGGUGACAUUGGAGGGUUAUGGCAAUUUACAGAAUAUGUAGAAGAGGGCAGGGCUAGCCUUUAUAAAUCUGUGGUCACUAACAGCAGCAAAGAAAUGUCCUGUUACUCAGAUUUCCCUUUCCCAGAGGAUUUUCCAAAUUUUUUGCCACAUGACAAAUUUCUGGAAUAUCUCAAGAUGUAUGCAAACAGGUUCAACCUUCUGAAGUGCAUCCGAUUCAAGACUAUUGUCUGCAAUGUGAAAAAAAGACCAGAUUUCGCUACUUCUGGCCAGUGGGAGGUAACCACUAAGCAUGAAGGGAAGCAAGAAUCAGCUAUAUUUGAUGCUGUCAUGGUCUGCACUGGUUAUCUCACUAACCCAUUUUUGCCACUAGACUCUUUUCCAGGUAUCAAAACCUUUAAGGGUCAGUACUUCCAUAGCAGAGAGUACAAGCAUCCAGACUUGUUCAAGGAUAAGAGAGUCCUUGUGGUUGGCAUGGGCAACUCUGGAACAGACAUUGCUGUGGAGGCCAGUCAUGUGGCUAAAAAGGUUUUGCUCAGCACCACUGGAGGUGCAUGGUUGAUAAGUCGAGUUUUUGACCAUGGGUAUCCUUGGGACAUGGUGUUCACUACUCGAUUUCAAAGUGUAUUAAGAAAUUGCCUCCCAACUCCAGUUGUAAAUUGGCUAAUUGGCAAAAGGAUGAAUGGCUGGUUCGAUCAUGCAAACUAUGGUUUGGUUCCAGAAAACAGGACUUUCUUAAGAGAACUAAUAUUGAAUGAUGAGCUCCCAGGACGCAUAAUUACCGGGAAGGUAUCGAUUAAACCCAGUGUGGAGGCAGUGAAGGAAAAUUCUGUUUUGUUUAAGAAUACCCCAAAAGAAGAGCCAAUUGAUAUAAUUGUCUUUGCCACAGGAUAUACUUUUGAUUUUCCUUUCCUUGAUGAAUCUAUAGUGAAAGUUGAAAAUAAUCAGGCUUCUCUAUAUAAGUACAUAUUCCCUGUUCAUCUGGAAAAGCCAACUUUGGCUGUCAUUGGCCUCAUCAAACCUUUGGUAUCUUUAGUCUGCACAACAGAAGUACAAGCCCGAUGGGUCACGCGUGUCCUAAAGGGCAUAAAUAAGUUACCACCACCAGAGGUCAUGAGAGAAGAUGUUAACAAAUUAAAAUUAAAUAGAGCCACUGGGUUUGGCUUACACUUCAAUAUGGUUUUGCAAACAGAUACUAUCAGAUACUUAGAUGAGCUCUUGUCCUCCAUCGAUGCAAAACCCAAUAUCUUGUCUCUGUUCCUGGAGGACCCGCUCCUGGCUUUCAAGAUUUUCUUUGGCCCACUUACCUCAUACCAGUACCGUCUGACUGGCCCAGGAAAAUGGGAUGGAGCCAGGAAUGCCAUUCUAACCCAGUGGGACCGGUCAUUCAAGCCAAUGAAAACGCGAGUUGUGCAAGAGGUUCCACAUCCCUUUUUCAACCUGCUCAAAAUCUUUGGUUUUUUAGUUCUCCUUGUAGCUAUAUUUCUUACAUUCUAAUAGUUGAAGCCCUUGAUUUCUUAGAAUAAAUACACAGGAUAGCAUAGUAAUCUCCUAGAUUCUCCAUCAGAGCAGAACCUCAAUUCCUAUGUAUCUUGGGAUAACUAACUCAAGGCUUUAUUCUUCCCAUCUGGAAUCCACAUGCAUUCUAGAAACUCUAUAAGAACCCUAACUGGCUAAUAGUCUCUAGUGUGUAUUUCUCAUGACUGUGUCCUUCUCUAGUUCUAUACAGAUGAUCUCCAUAUAUCUACCUGUUAAGAAGAAAGUUUUCUGCAAACUUAAAGCACUAUACAAAUGUGAGCUAUGAUUACAGCAAUUGUAUUCAUCUUUAUUAUCUGCAAUUAAUGCCAGUGUAAUUUUUUUUUCCUAUUUUGCUUUUUUCUGAUCAGUUUUUCUGAAUUUUGAUAGUCUAUAAAAGGAGAUAUCAAUCUGAGUGCCUACUCUUCCUUCUCCUUGAGGACAUCUUGUUAAUUCAAUUUGUGUACCAUAAGCAGCCAAAGUCUUACAAAUACUAUCUGUGUAGAGAUUAUAUGCUAUGUUCUCCAUUAAAGAAUCAUAAAAGAAGCAAUGUACAUUUUCAAGUGUUCUUUUAAUCUCUUUAUUGUUGGGAAGAGGAGGAGGAGAUAUUGAGAAAGAUAUUGAUUUGGAGGAGGAGGGAAAGAAGAGAAGAGAAGGGAGGUAAUGUCUGCCCAAGACCAACAUGAAGGAUGGAAGGAUUAAGUGGCACAAGUGGCACAAGAGAAAGACUGA
Messenger RNA from Gracilinanus agilis (Agile Gracile Mouse Opossum), 2352 nucleotides. It is a transcript of the gene FMO1, whose product is annotated as flavin containing dimethylaniline monoxygenase 1. The transcript has 8 exons. NCBI's taxonomy places the organism in Eukaryota, Metazoa, Chordata, Mammalia, Didelphimorphia, Didelphidae. The record is from RefSeq and is a predicted model, not a curated record. Gene Ontology annotation, molecular function: N,N-dimethylaniline monooxygenase activity; NADP binding; flavin adenine dinucleotide binding. The coding region runs from base 7 to 1602 and encodes 531 amino acids.